UUAAGGUCAACACACAUUCACCAGACGAAGAACAUGGUCUGUCCAACGUGUGUGUGUAUGCCGGGUGAUGCUAACUGACUUUACAGUAGUGCCUGUGUUAAAUGUCGUCGCCCCUGCGGACCAGUAGACAGCCACGGUGAUGGAGCUGGUGUGGGAAGAUCCUCCAGUUCCUGACGCUCCGUUCUUUACUAGAGAUCUCUAUGACAAAUAUUCCCUUGCACCUAGUAUCAGAGAACUGUGGGCCUCUCUCCAAAGUCCUGUAAAGAACACCAUCAUAAAACAGGGAUGCGAUGUCGGGGCUGCAAAAGCCUCCAGCUGUCACUCGACAGAAGUUGCUGCAGAGUUUAAAGACAACAGUUUAACCAGCUGUGAUAGUGAUGGUCCAUGUGCUGACAACGCCGCAGGACGUGCAGAAGAAUGCAAGGAUGCCCAAAAAUCAAAAGUGACGCUCAAGCAGGCUGAGAAUGAGGCCAAGGCUCCUUACCCUGAACCCAGACUGCCCUUCCCUUGUAUAUCCUCCUUGUCCGGCCAAGACCAGAACAUAUAUCUUGGCUUUUUGAUGAGUAAGAAAACCAGAGAUCCCCCACAGAGCUUGAAGGCGCAGGUGAACAACGAAGUGACGCAGUUCAUGAGGUACUUGCACGAUGUGGCCAAGAUGUGUGCCGACGACUACAACUUCAUAUCACAGGGAGCGAUGCAAUAUUCAGAGGAUUUCUUCAGGAGCUGUUUGGAGUGCAUUGGGACAAUCCCUCAGCUCUACCAAAUCCAAGAGAUGACUAGUUUGACUGGGGGGACGUUCAACCCAGGCCUGACGCUGACCUUUGAAAAACAGCUACUCAUCAUGGGCAAUGUGGAUAUUACAGACCACAAGGUGGUGCCUGCUGAUGCACAGCUUGCAUCGGAUUAUCGCAGUGUUUCAUCAGAGAAUCCUCCAGCUAAAAAAGCUAAGGACAUGCACGCUACCGUCAGCAGUGACGGUAAUGCAGAGAAGCUGUGUGCCCGUUAUGAGCCUCAUGUGUGUGUGACUCGCGAAGCCCUCGUCAAGCUGCUGGACAACCAUGGCCCUGACUUCGGGGAGCCAUGGGAGCUGCCUGUUUGCAUCAAAUUAAAUUCAGGAAAAGGCAAGGGUCAGAAGAAGACGGUGUACAUAGACUCACCUCUUCUGAAGACUGAAAUGACAGUGAGAGAGAGAAGUCGCUUCUUCCAUGAGGAGAGUUUGAAGCUCUCCGUCACGAAGAAUGGAAGAAAAAAUGUCUUCCAUCUAAUGACGGAGCUUCCUGCGAAUGAGCAGCAGCUCUCUACGGAGAGUUCACAAAGAAAUUUAGUGUCUUUUGAAAACAAUGGUCUUGACUUUGAGGUGGACCUCACCGACCUGGAGACAUUCGGAGAGACGACGGCCACUAAAGCCUCCAAGAUGCCGAAAAUACGGAACGAGCCACAUGCAUGUGCUAAAAGUAAAAAAUCUACGAGUUCCCCGCCCAUAAACAGCAGUGAAAUGUCCAGUGAGAAUCUUGCAAACACUAGUAGCAGUUCACUAGAUGAGAUGAACUCCUCAUCGACCGUAACAGAUGAUCCCAUGACAGAGGAGACGGCUCAGCCGGUCCUGAGUGAGUCCAGUGUGACAAAGACUGAGCAGGUAAGCCAGGAGUCUGCACAGGAAAGUGACCCAGGACCAGCUUUUACAGGAGACUCCGAUGAUGAGGUACUGGUCAUUGACGACUCUGCGUCUCGCGCUGCAACACCUACAACACAACCUUGGCCUCAAACCACGCCGUGCUCUCCCAGUGCCCCCAUCUCUCAGACUGUCCCCGUACAUCCAGACUCAUCUUCCCCUCAGAAGGUUACACGGCAGACGCGACAAUGCAAAAAAUCAAAGGCCGGCGACCAACUGGGAGAGAUCCUACGCAUGCAGUCGGCAAUGUUCAACUCUGCCAACAACACAAGCAAAAGCUCCACCGAACCCCUGAACUCACCCACCCGCUGCACGGGACCCCCAGUUCACUCCAAUCCAACGUCUUUGGUAAAAUCCUGUGUGUCUUCGUAUUUGGAGAGAACGCAGAACCAGGAUGGAGAGACUGGCUCUGUUCCCCUCAAAUCUGCACCAGGGGUUAACUCCGACACCACAGAGCACAAAAAAAUACUGUCACAAGACCUGCAGGCUGGUGCGGAAGAUGAACAAGAUUACGAGGCUCCGGAGGAGGGCAACCUGCUCUACAAGCUCUACAGUCUGCAGGACCUGCUGCUCAUGGUGCGCAGCUCCGUCUCACUGACCCACUCCAGGAAAGUAGGCAGCCAAAACCAGUUUGUGCCAGUGCACGUCCUCCCCAAGCUGGAGUACCAGUUGAGUUACGGUGUUGAGUGUCUAACCAGUAGUGAGGCUUGCCAGCUGUGGACAGAGACAUUGCUCCACUCCAGCACAGUUUCAUACAUAGCCCACAUCAAUGCGCACUCAUCAAAAGUGGCUCUGUCGAGAAAGCUGCCUGACGACUGGAAGCAGAACAUCUCCUGUGGGUUCAAGCCGUCUAACUCGCUAAACAUACUGCACCACCUACUGAAAAAGCUAACUAGGUUAGACGAAGGACAGUACCUGAUAGCGCACAAAGCAGGGGAACCGUUUGUGACCUUAUUAAAAGCAGCUACUGGGAAAGUGAGUCGGGGGCCGUACAACCUGCAGCAGCUCCACAGCUCGGUCCCACAGCCGCCGGCUUCCGGCCUCGUGCCUUGGAUACCUGUGGAUCCAGCUGUGGUCCUUCCUUUCCACCAAGCACACGGCCGUGUUCCCUGCACCUUCCCACCAAAACCCCUCCCAAAGAUGGCGAGAGAGGGAUCAUCGGUGGGCAACAACAACAACAACAACGGUGGAGCUAGGCAGUCGAAGAGGAAAAGAGGCAACAACAAGAACAAACAGACGAAACGCACGGCCAAGCGAAACAAGUAUAUUCAAAAUCUACUUCAGAAGUCAAUUUAAAACCCGGUGUCAUGAUUUCACAUGUCAGUCAUGUUAUUUGAUGUGUAGGUUAUAGGUAAAUCAGAAGGGGGGCUGACAACCACUGACUGUCUUCAGAUUUCAUAAUGAAAUACAUUAUGACUGUAAAUAUAGAUGUGAAAGCCAAAGCACUUUAUAAACAAUAUAGAAUGUACACUUUAUAUUUUAAUGUUGUUCGGAGAUGUUUUGUAUAUUUUGUCAGCAAUAUUAUUUAGUAAAAACAGUGCAACAAUAAACUUUAUCAAAGUUCA
Molecule: messenger RNA, 3237 nt
Organism: Scophthalmus maximus (turbot)
Lineage: Eukaryota; Metazoa; Chordata; Actinopteri; Pleuronectiformes; Scophthalmidae
Gene: ice2
Product: interactor of little elongator complex ELL subunit 2
Exons: 15
Coding region: 140-2968 (942 amino acids)
Biological process (GO): positive regulation of transcription by RNA polymerase III; snRNA transcription by RNA polymerase III; snRNA transcription by RNA polymerase II
Cellular component (GO): transcription elongation factor complex
Source: RefSeq, a predicted model, not a curated record